AACAAUUUGAACAUUCAAUGGUAAUGAGGGGGCCAAAAAAGAAGGCCCCUUCUCCAACCAGCUUCAGCUUAUUAUUCAUAGCCCCACGUACCUUAAGAACAUGGACUAAAUUAUUGCACUCUUCCCUACUUAAAUCUUUGUAUAAUUGCACUCUUUCUCUCUCAUUUCAAACACCAUAAAACCUCUUGUUGAACAAAGACACUUACUUGUGCUUGAAGCAACAACAUAAUCAAUCCUAAUUUAGAAUAUUCAGCAACUUCCCAAAUAUAAAUUAAACCCUUCUUUGUCACCACUCAUCAUUGUCUUCGAAUCCAACCAAAAGAACUAACACGUGGGUUGCAAUAUUCUGUCCCUCUUCUCCAUCAUACAAAUAUUCUCAUCCUUAUAAUAACUACCAACAUAGAUAAUAAGAUAAAAGCGGUUUCACAUGGAUAUCGAGAUAGAGUCAGCAAAGUGUGAGUGUUGUGGCUUGAAAGAGGAUUGCACUCAAGACUACAUCAGUGAGGUGAAGUCGAAAUUUGGUGGAAAAUGGUUAUGUGGGUUGUGUUCAGAAGCUGUUAGAGAUGAAGCUAUUAGAGGGAAAAGGACAUUUGCAAUGGAAGAAGCAAUGAAAUCUCACAUGUUGUUCUGUCGUCGGAUUAAAUCGAAUCCUGCCGUUUGUGUUGCUGAUGGUAUGAGACAGAUGCUUAGGAGAAGGUCAACUGAGUUGUCUUCAUCAAACAAACGCAGUGCGAAGUCAACCACGACUUCUUAAAUUGAUGAAAGAAAAACAUGAGAGAUUGGAAAGGUUGAAGCAGGACACACCAUCACUCUGUUUUUUUGGUAUGGUUGGAAUAUAUGUUUAGUUGCCUUUUUGUGGCUAUGUUUUUCAUUUUGUCUGCUUGUAUAGUGACUGUUACUUCACA
Molecule: messenger RNA, 905 nt
Organism: Vicia villosa (hairy vetch)
Lineage: Eukaryota; Viridiplantae; Streptophyta; Magnoliopsida; Fabales; Fabaceae
Exons: 1
Coding region: 428-754 (108 amino acids)
Source: RefSeq, a predicted model, not a curated record